AUGAAUUUCAGAAGCAUGGAAGAGUUUUGGUCCUUCUACAUGAGCCAACACUCAAAACCAGCAACAAGGCGUUGGCACUUUGUGGGCACCCUUUGUAGUAUGUUGUGUUUGAUGUAUUCUGUGGUCUUUAACUGGUGGUUUUUGAUCUUUGUGCCUUUGUUUGGGUAUGGCUUGGCCUGGUACAGCCAUUUCUUCGUUGAAGGGAAUGUUCCUGCAACGUUUGGUCACCCUGUUUGGUCUCUUUUGUGUGAUUUCAAAAUGUUUGGGUUGAUGCUUACUGGUCAAAUGGAUAGAGAAAUCAAGAGGCUUGGCAAGAGACCUGUCUUGCAGGUCUACUGA
Ilex paraguariensis (yerba mate) is the source of this 339-nucleotide messenger RNA. NCBI's taxonomy places the organism in Eukaryota, Viridiplantae, Streptophyta, Magnoliopsida, Aquifoliales, Aquifoliaceae. The record is from the annotation of a GenBank genome assembly.